This is a messenger RNA of Brassicogethes aeneus, 636 nucleotides long. NCBI's taxonomy places the organism in Eukaryota, Metazoa, Arthropoda, Insecta, Coleoptera, Nitidulidae. The record is from the annotation of a GenBank genome assembly.
AUGGAUGUAACAAACGCGGAAUUAAAAGCAAUGAUGACAAUAUUUGAAGAAGUAAGGAAUAUAAAAACAGGACAGGAAAAGUAUCAAGCAGAAAUCUCAGCAUUAAAAGAAGAAAACCAAAAGUUAAAUGAAAAACUUAAUAAGGUGGAGAAAAAAAUGGAAAAACUCGAAAAGGAGAAAAAAAGAAAUAAUGUCAUAAUAAGAGGUACAAAAGGAAUAAGAGAAUUAGCAAUUCAGGAAGUAUCGGGAGUUUUAGAGAAAAUGGGCGUAGAUAAUAUUGAAUUUUUAAAAGUAGAAACUAUCAAACCAAAAACAGGGAAGUCUUUUAUUGUUGCUCAUCUAAAAGAUGGAGAAAUGAAAACAAAAAUUAUGCAAAACAAAAGUAAGUUAAAGGGAUUAGAUAUUUACAUAGACAAUGAUUAUACGGAAGAAGAACAAAAAGUACAAAAAACAAUAGCUGAGUAUGCAAAAAACAUAGCCAAAGAGGGAAGAAAAGUAAAAAUAGGAUACAGAAAGCUCAUAAUUGAUGGACAAAAAUGGGUGUGGAAUGACGAAACAAGACAAUUAGUGGAGAUACCAAUAGAGCAAGAAGAGUGUGGGGAAGGUAGCUCGACCCAAACAGGUGCAAAAAACUAA